This is a messenger RNA of Boeremia exigua, 584 nucleotides long. RefSeq lists its product as uncharacterized. The record is from RefSeq and is a predicted model, not a curated record. The transcript has 2 exons. The coding region runs from base 1 to 546 and encodes 181 amino acids. Lineage: Eukaryota; Fungi; Ascomycota; Dothideomycetes; Pleosporales; Didymellaceae.
AUGCGUCCCUCAACUAACCCAACCCGGCUCCUCGCCGCCCUCCUCGCCCUCACCACCCUGACCACCGCGUUCAGCGAGCGCAAGCAGGACCCCGUGUGCGAGUCGUGCGACAACAUGCUCAGGAAGUGCUCUAACGAUGGCUGCAUCGGCACGCGCUUCGAGGGCGAAGACGACGUGCAGCAGUACUCGUGCAUGAACGCAUGCAUGUGCGCGCUGUCGGCGCAGUUCGAGGACUGCCGCGUCGAGUGCAUGUACAACUGCGAAGAGACGUCUCCGUCGUGGUUUGGGCCCGAGACGUGGGGGCCGCUGAUUCUGCACGGGGAUGAGGCGAAGGAGAAGAGGAGGAAGGAGGAGGAGAGGAAGAAGAAGGAGGAAGAGGAGAAGAAGGCGAAGGAGGACGAGAAGGCUAGGCAGGAGUUGGAGAAGGUUAAGGAGGAGUUGGAGAAGGCUAAGCAGGAGUUGGAGAAGGCUGAGCAGGAGAAGGCUAAGGAGGAGGAGGCGAAGGCGAAGGCGAAGGAGGAGAAAAGGAAGAGCAGGCUCGGUUGAGCUUGAUACCCCCGGUAUGUCCCAGUCAUCUGCAUGGG